AUGCGUCCCUCAGCAGUGCUCUCCCUCGCCAGCGUCGCUUUACUUGCUCCGCCCGCCGACGCCGCCCGGAUCGAUCCUUAUCACAACGACCGCAAUGCACCCGCCUCGCUGUUUCCUCUAUUGACCUGGUUACGCGACAGCGCCAUUGAAUUGGUUUUUGGACCCGCGCCCGGCGCCAAAUCUGCUGCUUCUCACUCUGCCCACAAGGGGAACAAAGCAACCUUGCGCACAAAGUACAAUGACCAAGUCGUUUUGCGCUUCAACUUGACAACUCCCGACCAAGAGACCGCCUUCGCCGAGUCCGCCGCUCGAUUGUUCCUCGACGUAUGGGCAUUCAACCGCGAAUACGUCGACGUCCGCCUGCGAAACGACGACAUCCCCUCUUUGCUUGGUCUCUUGCCAUCCUCCUUGAGGUCUGCUUACUCCACCCUCAUACCCGAUCUUGCCGCCUCUGUAUUCGAUACCUACCCAGCCGCCCCCGUCCAUGUUCAACGACUGGAAGACCGUCGCUCAGUCCAGCUAUCGCAUCAUGGGGGGGACAAUGUCUUCUUCCAAGAAUACCAACCGCUGUCUGUCAUCGUACCGUGGAUGCGCUUGACGGAGGCCAUGUUCAGCCCCAUCACCGAGUUGAUCAGCAUCGGCAAGUCCUUCGAAGGCCGGGACAUCCCCGCUCUCAGGGUCGGCGUCAAAACGCAUCGAAAAUCUGCCGAAAAGAGGAAGACAGUGGUCGUGACGGGUGGCAUGCACGCCCGAGAGUGGAUAUCUACAACGACGACCAACUACGUCGCAUGGUCUUUCAUUACGUCCUUUGGGAAGGAGCCGAUGAUCACCAAGCUGCUGGAACACUUCGAUUUCGUCUUCAUUCCUGUCGUCAACCCUGACGGCGUCGAGUACACCUGGCAGGUCGACCGCCUCUGGCGCAAGUCUCGUCAGCAGACGGGCAUGCAAUGGUGUCGUGGUUUCGACCUUGAUCACGCCUUUGGUUUCGCAUGGAGCGGCUUGGACUCGGAGAACGACCCGUGCUCCGAGAGUUACGGCGGCAACGAGCCCUGGGAGGCAACCGAAGCCAUUGCUCUUGCAAAGUGGGCCAAGAACGAGUCACGGGAGAACUCUGAGUUCGUGGGCCUGAUUGACCUACACUCCUACUCCCAGCAGAUUCUAUUCCCCUUUGCCUACUCCUGUGACGUCGACCCACCCAACGUCGAGAACCUUGAGGAGCUUGCAACCGGACUUGCCAAGGCCAUUCGUCUCUCCAAUGGAGAGCAGUACUCCGUCACUUCAGCCUGCGAGGGUGCUGUUGCGUCCCGCGGCGACAAGACCACCACGCGCCGAAUCGAGACGGGCGGCGGAUCGGCCAUUGACUGGUUCUACCAUGAGCUUCAUGCUCACUACAGCUAUCAAAUCAAGCUCAGGGACACCGGCAGCUACGGUUUCCUAUUGCCCAAGGAUAACAUCAUUCCUGUUGGCGAGGAAAUAUUCAACGCAAUGAAGUACUUUGGGGACUAUCUCCUUGGGAACAAUGGUAUCGAGAAGUCUACAGGGGUCCCUGCGCAGUCGGAGGAUGACUUGGACCGUGGCGUGGAGCUCAAGCGGAUGAGACGCAGGAGAUGA
Molecule: messenger RNA, 1611 nt
Organism: Colletotrichum karsti
Lineage: Eukaryota; Fungi; Ascomycota; Sordariomycetes; Glomerellales; Glomerellaceae
Product: zinc carboxypeptidase
Exons: 2
Coding region: 1-1611 (536 amino acids)
Biological process (GO): proteolysis
Molecular function (GO): zinc ion binding; metallocarboxypeptidase activity
Source: RefSeq, a predicted model, not a curated record